AUGGGUGUUUUAUCAACUGGUCGUCCAUUGACUUGGAAAGAAAUUGUCGAAGUUCGAACAUUAUUAAAAAACGAUGCGUGUAAUGAUUUAAUUAAAAUCUUCAGAAAACAUUCACAAAGAAAAAACGAUCCAUUUUUAUGGGGUGAUGAAAUCGAAUAUUCGUUAGUUCGUUUUGAUCAUGAAAAUCAACGUGUUCAAUUAUUACUCAAAGCAGAUGAACUUUUAACAAAAUUAAAUGAAAAUUUGGAUAAAGAAAGUUGUCCAGUUGAAUUUCAUGCUGAAGAUUGUAAUUUUGUUAUUGAAGGAAUUCCAUCAAUUCCAUAUUCAUCGGAAAUCUCUUCAUUUCCUCUCGUAGAAACCAAUAUGAAAUUGAGACGUGAAAUUGUCCAACGAUUUUUGAAUCCAAAUGAAUUCAUUUUGACAUUUUCGGCAUUUCCGAGAUUGGGCUGUUUACAUUGUACUUAUCCAGAAUAUGAAAGUGAUCCUUUGAAUAGUUUCGAAUAUUCAUUAACUUGUUCGGAUUAUUACAAAACACCAGAAUAUCCGAGAACAAUGUUUUUGAAUAAAAAUGUCAUCGAACGUCGUCAAGGCAAAGUUUCUGUGAAUGUUCCAAUCAUGAAAGACACGAACACAUCGGAUCCAUUUGAAGAUGAUUUAUCUUCUUAUGGAGUUGAAAAUUGGCAAAAAUAUGUUGAAACUCGUCAAAUCAAUCAUAUUCAUUUAGAUUCAUCAUCAAUCGGUUGGGGUUGUUCGUGUUUACAAGUCACUCUCCAAGCAUCUUCAUUUCACGAAAGUCUUCUGCUCUAUGAUCAAUUGAUUCCACUCACACCGAUUUUCUUAUCGUUGAGCACAUCGUGUCCAAUUUGGCGAGGCUUUUUAAGUGAAGUUGAUAGUCGAUGGAAUAUUUUAAUUUUCUCGAUAUGCAUCAAAAUUUAUGAGAAAUUAAUUGAAAAUAAUUGUCCAUCAAUUGUUGCUAAACAUUUUGCACAUUUAUUUAUUCGUGAUCCACUUUAUGUCACAGAUCAACAAGUCAAUUUUGAAUCAAAUUCUUCGAUAAAUCUUUUUAAAUUCGAAAAUCAUAAUUCAAUGAUUUGGAAUUCUCUUCGAUUUAAACCUCCAGUAACUGAUGAAAUGACAUCAUUGGGAUGGAGAAUUGAAUUUCGUCCAAUGGAACUUCAAAUAACUGAUUUCGAAAAUGCGGCGUUGUCUGUCUUCUUAAUUUUAUUAACUCGAUCGAUUUUAUCAUUUGAAAUUGAUUUACGAAUUCCUAUUUCAUUAAUUCAUGAAAAUAUGCAACGAGCACAAGUGAAAAACACAAUUGAACAAAUGAAAUUUUAUUUUCGAAAACAAAAUCACAUCUGUGAAAUGACAAUCGAUGAAAUUAUCAAUGGUUCAGAAAAUUAUUUCGGUUUGAAAUCUUUAGUUUUAAAUUAUUUAAAUUCAUUUGAAGACAUUGACAUUUCAACACGACAGACGAUUAAUGAAUACAUCGAAUUUCUUUCUCAACGUGCCAAAGGAGAUCUGUUGAGCAAUGCCAUGUGGAUGAGAAAAUCUAUUGACACUCAUCCUUUGUAUCAACAUGAUUCAAUUGUCAAUGAACAAAUUCAAUAUGAUUUAUUUCGUCAAAUUGAACAAAUUGCAAAUCAGAAACAAUUAAAUCUUUCUCAUCUCAUUUCAAAUUAA
Adineta ricciae is the source of this 1683-nucleotide messenger RNA. NCBI's taxonomy places the organism in Eukaryota, Metazoa, Rotifera, Eurotatoria, Adinetida, Adinetidae. The record is from the annotation of a GenBank genome assembly.